Messenger RNA from Notolabrus celidotus (New Zealand spotty), 6453 nucleotides. RefSeq lists its product as uncharacterized. The transcript has 7 exons. The record is from RefSeq and is a predicted model, not a curated record. Bases 2484 to 3425 code for a protein of 313 amino acids. NCBI's taxonomy places the organism in Eukaryota, Metazoa, Chordata, Actinopteri, Labriformes, Labridae.
GUCAAUUUAUAUCAUUCGGCUCUUUCAAAUACUUCUCAUCAGUCGGUCUGUCGGUCUGUCUCCAUUACUGCAUCUUUUCAGGAGGUGUUUUCAUAUUUAAAGUGUCAGAUGUAUGCUUUACUUUGAAAAUUCAAAGCUGGCGACAGAGCAUGACACAAGGGAUUUCAGGCUGCGGAUCAGCUUUUAUGUUGAAAUUCAGAAUCUCGAGGGUAUGGGUUCAAGACACCAAGGACAGACCAGACGCAUGAGAGGAGAGUUGUCUUUCGGCACAAUAAUUAUAUUAAAAUAUAAAUUACUGCUCUGUGAGAACAUCUAGGCUCACACUUUACUUGUUUCUACUUCAAAGGCAUUUUCUUUAACGGUUUUUUCAAAUCAAGUAAGCAAAAAAACUUUCUGGCAUUUUCAAUCAUCUUCAGUCCAGUUACAGUUUAGCUACUAACUUAUUCCAAAGACAUCAUGUAAGUUUUAAAAGGUCGAAAUGAAUUGAAAGCUUUAACCUGUCUGAAUCUUUUGCACCUCACUGAGACGAAACGUGAUUCUAAGGUUAAAGAGAGCGGAGUUCAACUGUCUGACUGUCCCUGAACGCCUCACGACGAUUUCAUUGACAGCUCUGCUUCAGCUCGUUCAUUCCGUUCUCUGCCUCGACAGGUAAGUCUGAUGAGAGAAGUCUCUCCCUCUCAACACGAACUACUGACGUCACAGCUUCACAUUUGAUGUUUUAAAAUUACCCUCCAAUGUUGUUUAGUAACUAAUAACUCAAGCCCAGGUGAAAGGAAGGUUGAAAAUGUUUAAUUCCAGCUUUAAAGACUUUGUUAGCUUGCUUGUUAGCUAGCGGCUCGCGCUAACAGUCGCUAACGUCAGUUGAGAGUGACGUAGGCAGUAACGGUCUUUAUCUAAACAGAAGAGGACCUCGGUCUUCAGUCAUAUGUCUGACACUACAGUUCAGAGCAGAGCAUGUUAAUAUGAAUAAAGACUGACACUUCAUGUGUGUGCUUUAGUACAUCCAGUUAUUAUUAAAUAUGACCGUUUCAACGUCCUGACCAUAGACUUGACAGAUAAGAACCACCACACAGCAGUAACACGCCAUCUUAUUGGCUGUGUCUUCCCUCCACUGUGACGCGUCCUGCUCUCUGUUAGCAGGGUAGAAAGUUAAUAAAUUAAAGGGUGAUGAAAACACAAUAGUUGAGGAAGAAUAUGUUUUAUUUUGUGAAUUUCAAUUUAUGUAAUGUACUGUAUGAAGCUCUGUAUUGUCACAGAACUAAAAUGUUUUCUCUCCCUCUCCUCCCUCUCAUCAUUCCUCACGGCUCUCUCCCUCCUCUCACAUUUGGCUGAUCAUCACGGGCUCCUCAUCCAACAAAGAACUUGGAAAUACUCUGAAGAUUAAAGCCAGUCCAGUUUCCUGAUGUGAACUACCUGAGUGAUGUCAUCCCAUCCACAGAGAGUCAGCCACCAACUCACACUGUACCAACCACUGUGUUUGAUGAUACCCAUCCAGAUGAGCCAACCACAAGUGAUCCACAGAUGAACACUGAUGUCUCUGAAAUCACCGUGUUAGCAGACAUGGAGACUGACCCUGAACCACUCAGCUCUGUUUCAGACACACUGAAUGAUGACAUGGAAACUGAUGUCUCUGACCACACGUCACAGAGAACCUGCCCUAACAUCACUUCUUCAUCUACUGUGAAUCAACCAGAGGUACAUGAAGUGUUUCCUAACACACACACUGAACCAGAACCAGCACAUGGAUUCAGCUUAAACUCUGACAAAUCACAAGACUGUCCCCCAAGUGAGUUACUCUCAACUGAUCCAUUGAUAAAUACAGACACCAGUGUCUUAUAUGACGUCUCUCAUGACAUCUCCAUUAAACUGUCAAAACUGGGAAAAGAGCAAAGGCAAACAUUUCAGAGGAGACUUCUACAAUCUGAAAACAUUUUACAAAGUAAGGAGAGUCAAAAGAGGAAAGAGAGAGUAAAGUAUGCUUUAGAUGAAAAGUAUAAAGCAAAGAAAAAAUCUUACUCAAGACAGAGAUCUUCCAAGGAAGAGUUAAGAAAAGCAAAACAAAAAUAUGACACUAACGUUUACAGAAACAACCCUGAAAUACAGAAAAAGAAAAUAAAUAAUAUAAAGACUAGAUACAGAGAGAGCACAGAUUUUAGACUGAAACAAAAAGCCUAUAUCACAAGGAGAUACACAGAGGACAUUGAUUUCAGGCAGAGACAACAAUCUUAUAUCACUCAGAGAUAUGCUCAUGAUGAAGCAUUCUGUGUUUGACACAGACAGCUGAUGAGACAAAUAAUGCCAGACAGGUAUACGAACAGUCUUCAUAAGAUGAGAUGUGCAUUAAAAAUAUCAAGGAAAUACAGACAGAUAAGUAGACACACAUGUGAGCCUGACACAGAGAGUGAGAACCCUUUGAUCAGAGAGGCCAUCGCUGCUUUCAGAUCACACAUAAGAUCUCAGAUCUCACAUUUCCUGCAGCAGAGAUGCGUUGGCCAGAGGUGAUUAUUGCCUUAAAAGCACAGCAGGGUGAGGAGGUGAACUUUGAUGAGCUGGACUGGUCCACAAAGUGUGACAUUCUGAGAUCCAACCCCGUAACUGUAAUGAGAGUUUUUGAUAAAAGAGUUGAAGCCCUGUACAGAGACCUGAUCUUGUCUCCUGCACAACCCCUGGGCAAAGUGUACGACUUCUUUUGGCGUCUUGAGUUUCAGCACAGAGGAAGUCCUCACAUACAUGGUCUCCUGUGGGUUGAUGGUGCACCUGUGUUUGAGAAAGACAGUGAUAAGACUGUGUGUGACUUUGUGUCCAAAUACAUCUCAGCUCGGCUCCCUGAUCCAGAUAAACAGCCUGACCUGUUUAAAAAAGUCACAGAGGUGCAGAUACACAGCAAAAACCACUCAAAGACAUGUUUUAAGAGUGCUAGUUCAGGAUGCAGAUUUGGAUUCCCCAAACCUCCCUCCAGAAGGACAAUGAUAACCAGACCUGUGGAUGAUGUGGACUCAGAGAGACUUAAAGCAGCCAAAGAGAAACUAGCCCCACUGAAUCAGUUGCUGAAUAAACCUGAGACCGCCUCCCUGAGUUUUGAACAGCUCCUGUCUCGAUGUGACCUGACCCCCAGUGAAUUUGAGCAACACCUGCACCUGAUGAGCCAGUCCUGCAGUAUCAUACUGAAGCGUGACCCAAAAGACUGCUGGGUAAACCCUUACAACCCUCAUCUGCUUGAAGCCUGGGACGCAAACAUUGAUGUGCAGUUUGUUCUGAGCUACCACAGUCUGAUCCGUUACAUCUGUACACACAUGUGCAAAAGUGAGAAGGAGACACGUCCUCCAUACUUCUCUUCUCAAUCAACAGUGAGACCUUCUCUGCUGGACCACACACAGACAUGUGACCUCCUGCCAGGGCUCUGGUGUCUUCACAACAAAGCAUGAGGUCUUCCUCCAAUGUGCUCCAGCCAGUUGAAGACCAGGAGAACUGCUCACAGAGCUAACAUGUUGACAUCAUGGCUCCAUCAUGGCUCCAUCAUGCAGCCUUCAGAAGCCUCCCUGUGAAGUGGCUCUGAUCAAACAUGUUGUUUUCCUCUGCAGCAGUUUUAAAGCGUCAUCCUCCAACCUCCACAUCACCAUCUGAGCAUUCAUCAUGAAGCCAGUGCAGCUCAGCAGAACUCUUGAGAGAAGAGGAGACACGUCCUCCAAACUUCUCCUCACCUUCUCUCUGGCUCUGAGGUCCAGUAGCAGCUUUCAACAACCACCAGGCACCAAGCUGGAGCAGAAGAGAUGCUACAGCACCUGACAGUCAUCAGAGAGACCUUCUCUGUGUGAAGCUGCAGCUCAGCAGAGUUUAACUGAUGAUGAUCCUUCAACAAGAGAUCAACCAAAGAGCAACACAUCUGUCAUCACUAUCAGACUGAAAGUUCACCCUCACUGCAGCUUCAAGCUUUCCCUAGAGCUCACUGCAGUCAUGCUGUCGUAAAAUACGCUGAUAACUGCUCGCAGCGAUUCUUCAACCACAGGUCAAAGGUCAAACCAUUGCAACACCUUACCUUACACCAUCAAUGUGAAACUGUGCUGUGCAUGUUACUGACCUGCAGACUGACUGCUUGUCUUAAUGAUGGAACAACUAUAAGUUAAGUUUUCUUUGAUUAUAGUUUUCUACCUCAUAUGAUCCAUUAUAUAUUUAUGUGUUGUGUUUUAUUAGGGUUUUAUUACUUUUGUAGAGUUCUUCCUCUUUUUGUGAGGAGUCCUUCAAAGUCAAGGAUAUCCCAGCGCUCCAGUAAGACUCAGUAAUCAGAGCGUGUUGCUAUAACAAACAAUAGAGACUAAAAUGUUGACUGUCAGUCCAGAACUAUGAACUAAAGAGAGAAUCAGCCCUGGUCUAACCAACCUGUGAGAAGUCUCUGAUGGUAAGGCUGAACAAUACAAAACAUCACUAUGAACAACAUACUCAGUUUAUGAGAAUUAAACAGAGAUCACUGUCAACAGAAUACUCUUAAAUAUCUUUCUUGACAUAUUUGUCACAUAUAUAAAUGUGUUGUUGAGCCUUGCCUUCUACAUUGAUAAAAAAAGUUAUCCUUUAGUUUUUAACAAAAAUCAUACAUACAGGUCGUUUGUUUUUAAGACCACUCCUCCUGCCUAUCUGGAAGUGUGUACUGUAAAAAAAUGAAGUUUCCUUUCACCUGAGGUAUUGUUUGACAAGUUGAAAAGCCUCUGAUGGUAAGGCUGAACAAUCCAACACAUCACAGUGAAUAACAUACUCAGUUUAUGAGAAUUAAACAAAGAACAUUUUAGAGAGGAGAUUUUAAAAUCAUAAGAUCUUUCUUAAUGAAUGUGUCACACUUAGAAAUUAGUUGUCCAGCCUUGUCAUAUAGUGAUUGUAAAAGGAUAAUAAUUUAAGACCUUUUUAAAAAUGAAAUACACCUUUAAUGGUUUAUUUAACCUUUCAACCAGUUUUUUAACUUAUAUUUUUACAAGUUCUAAAUGAGUUGACACACAUCCCAGUUUUAAAUAGGCAAAGAAGAUUUUGAAGAAGAAGUUAUUAAUUUAUUUCAAAUGUAAAGGAUGUUUUGUAUCAAAAUCUGUGGGUCGUGAUGUUAUCUGACGUUUGACUGUCCAAAAUGUAUAAAGAAAUAUAUAUUCCACAUUCAAAUGAUUUAUAGUAUGACUUCUGUCAUUUAUGUAAAUCAUGUCAGACUUGUUGGGUGUUGUGCUGUCCAUAUAUUUAGUCACUUAUUUUCCUCACAAGAAUCAGAUAGUAUGUUAUUAAAAUGUAUUUUUAAAGAACUGAUCUGUCUGGUUCAUACUUGUCACACACAUUGAGGACAUUAGAGCCAAUGGGUUGUCAAAUUGGCUCUGUGGAUUGUUAUCAAUCAGGGAGCAGUGAAUUGAAAAUUCUCAAUCUUUAACAAAGUUUAAUAAACAAACAUUAGCAUCAACAAGAUUAUGAGUAUUGAUAUGUACAUUGAUUCUUUAAUUAAUAUUUCUAUACAAUUUUAAGGAUUGGAACUGAACUUAACAGACAAACAGACAAAACAUACAAACUAACUAUUUUAAAACUAUUCCUCUAUGCUAUGAAUUUCCAUGAUUUUUCUCCCCCUCGCUGUGAUUUUUACAUGUGCCGCCCUCUCUAAUCAUUUUUCCUGAUAUGGUGCCCAUUUUUCUUUCCCAAUCAAAAAUUCUUUACCGUUUUGAAACAAAAUCAAAAGCUCUUCCUCAUCCUGUUGGUCCGAACACCCAAUGACAUGGUCCUCCAGCUCAGUUACGUCGUCCAGUGUCUGGUGAGAGUAGAGUACAGAAGUGGUUUUAAACUACUUGUCAAUUAAGGAGGAGGAAAAAAAACAAUUCAAUUAAAUAAUGUAGGCUUUAAACACUUUUUCCUAGCCCAAUUUCUUUUUAUUAUCAAAGGUUAUGCUGUCUGUUUCUGUCAAAGUGUCCUUCUGGAUUGUGUCUCUGUCUUUGGUUUGUCCAUGUGUAUGUCAGUUGUUGUUCAUGUUUCUCUGUCUGUCACUUUGGCUGAAUUUCCCAAGCAGAGUGUUUUUCUGUUUGAGUGCAUCAUUCUAUGUUUUUGUCUGUUUUAUGUGUGUUUGACAUUAAAAAUGUGUCAUUCUGUUUGUUUCUAUAUAUUUUCAUCUCUCUAUCUGCAUCAUAUGUCUGACUGUUGUCUGUCUGUGUCUGUCUGUGUCUAUAUUUCUGCCUGUGUUUCUCUUUUAUUCACGAGUGUCUGUCUGUCUGUCUGUCUCUGUCUUUUUCACCUUUCCAUCAGUCUUACUUUCUGUGCACCUCUCUCUCUCUCUCUCCGUGUCUGUAAGUCUGGUUGUCUGUGUGUGUAUGUGGGUCUUUUCAAAUAUUUUAGAUUUAAUUAGAACAUUCAUUUGUGUCUUAGUGAGAAACUGGUGUUAAAUGAUGCUCUGUUCAUUGACACUGGUGUGCAAAAGGAAAAAUAAACUUAAGCAACUUAAACAUA